Molecule: messenger RNA, 870 nt
Organism: Baudoinia panamericana UAMH 10762
Lineage: Eukaryota; Fungi; Ascomycota; Dothideomycetes; Mycosphaerellales; Teratosphaeriaceae
Exons: 1
Coding region: 372-728 (118 amino acids)
Source: RefSeq, a predicted model, not a curated record
UUGCGUUUGCCCUCGAGCACGCGCCAGCGUCCGGCUGAGGGUCGGAGACUCGAGAGAAGAAGGCUCGAUGCUAGCCGGUGAAGGCGCAGCUUGCAGUGCAGCGGGCAGCAGUUCACUCACGUAGUGCCCAUCAGGCAGGUUCGCUGCCGGAACGGCAGGACCCAUCUAAGGGUGCGGAUAGCUGCAAUAGGCCACGCUAUGGGAAUAUGUCAGCUCCAGGUGGUCGUUAUGCGUGACGACGUAGCAACUGCCACCGAUAGCGCUGUGAGCAAAAAUGCCUAUGAGGAUUACGAAUUAGCAGUGUUCCCUCGAGUCACGAGAAACGCGGCUGGCAGCAGGUGGCCGGCAGCAGAGUCGUGCGGGUCCGGCGGAUGUUUCAUGCAAUUAUGGCACCUCGUCAAACUAUGCUAGGAUGGACACGGUCUAGAACGCUCUCAUUCAAGCGGGACGGCGGGCGCUAUCCGCUCAAUGGAGUGCAAUUGGCCAGCAAGCGACAUGAUUCGUGGGCAACAGGGCUGUCAAAAGCCGGCCUCCCGCUCGUGCAAACUCUCCAGAGACUGCAUCUCAAGAUCAUUGACGAAAGUUUGUGCCACUCACUCCUCCAUGCCUUCCGCAACAUCUCCAUCCUCUUGUUACUCGUAGGCGGUGAGGUCGGUGUCCAAGCCGGCUUUGACAUUGACGGACUGACAGAUGCACAGCCACUCUCAGAGGCCGGCAAGGGUAAUUAGGCCGCUCCCGCCUUGUCGCAUUGUGGUGCGAAUGCGGGUGAGAACUGAUGACCAAGCGAGCUCGUUAGCUUACUGGAAGGUUGUAGCCUGAAGCCGUUGACCGUUCGAGUAUAGCUCAGUACCACCCGUGCACAAUCUCGCA